Molecule: messenger RNA, 1515 nt
Organism: Penicillium mononematosum
Lineage: Eukaryota; Fungi; Ascomycota; Eurotiomycetes; Eurotiales; Aspergillaceae
Product: isocitrate lyase 1
Exons: 5
Coding region: 1-1515 (504 amino acids)
Biological process (GO): carboxylic acid metabolic process
Molecular function (GO): isocitrate lyase activity
Source: RefSeq, a predicted model, not a curated record
AUGGGUCUGCACGAAGACGAGGACCGCCAGUAUGCGGCAGAGGUUCAAGCCGUUCAGAACUGGUGGAAGGACUCUCGGUGGCGCUAUACCAAACGCCCUUUCACAGCCGAGCAGAUUGUGGCCAAACGUGGUAACCUGAAGAUCGAUUACCCGUCCAAUGUGCAAGCAAAGAAGCUCUGGAACAAGCAGGCCAGCUUCACCUACGGCUGUCUUGAGCCUACCAUGAUCACUCAAAUGUGCAAGUUCCUCGAUACUAUCUACGUCUCCGGCUGGCAGAGCUCGUCUACCGCUUCGUCAACCGACGAACCAUCCCCCGAUCUGGCCGAUUACCCCAUGGACACCGUGCCUCGCAAGCGAGGAAACGUUGCCAAUGUCGACUACCUGCGACCCAUCAUUGCUGAUGCCGACACCGGACACGGCGGUCUGACCGCUGUCAUGAAGCUGACCAAGCUGUUCGUUGAGCGUGGUGCCGCCGGUAUCCACAUCGAAGAUCAGGCUCCCGGCACAAAGAAGUGCGGCCACAUGGCCGGCAAGGUCCUCGUUCCCAUCAGCGAGCACAUCAACCGUCUGGUUGCCAUCCGCGCCCAGGCCGAUAUCAUGGGCUCCGAUCUCCUGGCCAUCGCCCGUACCGACUCCGAGGCCGCCACCCUCAUCACAUCGACCAUCGACCACCGCGACCACGCCUUCAUCGUGGGCUCCACAAACUCAAGCAUCCAGCCUCUCAACGACCUAAUGGUUGCCGCCGAGCAGGCCGGUAAGAACGGUGCUCAGCUGCAGGCAAUUGAGGACCAAUGGACCAGCCAGGCCGGCCUCAAGCUCUUCAGCGAAGCCGUCAUCGACACUAUCAACUCCGGCUCCCACGUCAACAAGAAGAGCCUCAUCGACCAGUACCUCUCUGCCUCCAAGGGCAAGAGCAACACCGAAUCCCGCGCCAUUGCCAAGAACCUCACCGGCGUCGACAUCUACUGGAACUGGGAAUCUCCUCGUACCCGCGAGGGCUUCUACCGCUACAAGGGCGGUACCCAAUGCGCCGUCAACCGCGCGAUCGCAUACGCGCCCUUCGCCGAUCUCAUCUGGAUGGAGAGCAAGCUGCCCGACUACAAUCAGGCUAAGGAAUUCGCUGACGGCGUGCACGCCGUCUGGCCCGAGCAAAAACUCGCCUACAACCUCUCACCCUCCUUCAACUGGAAGAAGGCCAUGCCCCGCAACGAGCAGGAGACUUACAUCAAGCGUCUCGGCGAACUCGGCUACGCGUGGCAGUUCAUCACUCUGGCUGGAUUGCACACCACUGCGCUGAUCUCGCACCAGUUCGCCAAGGCCUAUUCGCAGAACGGCAUGCGCGCCUACGGCGAGCUUGUCCAGGAACCCGAGAUGGAGCAGGGCGUUGACGUUGUCACCCACCAGAAGUGGAGUGGUGCUAAUUACGUCGAUAACCUGUUGAAGAUGGUUUCUGGUGGUGUGAGUAGUACUGCUGCUAUGGGUAAGGGUGUGACCGAGGAUCAGUUCAAGAACUGA